UCUCCUCUUGACAUAGCCCUGACUCACCGCGAGAGAAAUUCUGUACUGCCUUCUUAAAAGAUUCCGCACUGUUUAAUUCGCGCAUACACACAUUCCUCUGACGUUUAGCCCAGUGUACACACACCGCUGGCGUGACCAGAAAAAGCAGCUCGGUUACAUUGAGACAGGGCACCAGGCAAGAUAUCCGAGCGAAAAAGACACAAAAUAUACAUUUGCACUACUCCGAGGAGAGGACACUCCUGCCAACAUGCCACUCUUUGGUAAGUCCCACAAGAGUCCCACUGACAUUGUGAAAACUCUAAAGGACAACCUGGGCAUCCUGGUCAAGCAGGACAAGAAGACAGACAAGGCAUCAGAAGAGGUGUCCAAAUGUUUGGUGGCCAUGAAGGAAAUCCUGUACGGCACCAACGACAAAGAGCCGCACACGGAGACGGUGGCCCAGCUGGCUCAAGAGCUGUACAACAGCGGACUGCUCAUCUCACUGGUGGAGAACCUGCAAGUCAUCGACUUUGAAGGGAAGAAGGAUGUGUGCCAGAUCUUCAACAACAUCCUGCGAAGGCAGAUUGGCACUCGCAGUCCCACUGUGGAGUACUUUUGCUCCCACCAGGAGGUGCUGUUCAUCCUGCUCAAAGGGUACGAGACGCCUCAGGUGGCCCUGAACUGUGGGAUCAUGCUGCGGGAGUGCAUUCGUCACGAGCCGCUGGCCAAGGUCGUCCUCCACUCUGAGCACUUCCACGACUUCUUCAACUAUGUGGAGAUGUCCACAUUUGACAUUGCCUCAGACGCCUUCGCCACCUUCAAGGACCUGCUCACAAGGCACAAGGUGUUGGUGGCCGAGUUUUUAGAACAGAACUACGAUACUGUGUUUGCAGACUAUGAGAAGCUGCUGCACUCUGAGAAUUACGUGACCAAGAGGCAGUCACUAAAGCUGUUGGGAGAGCUUCUGUUGGACAGACACAACUUCACAGUGAUGACGCGUUACAUCAGCAAACCGGAGAACCUGAAGCUGAUGAUGAAUCUCCUCAGAGACAAGAGCCCCAACAUCCAGUUUGAGGCCUUCCACGUGUUCAAGGUGUUUGUUGCCAACCCCAACAAGACGCAGCCUAUUGUAGAUAUUCUCUUAAAGAACCAGACGAAGCUCAUUGACUUCCUGAGCAACUUCCAGAAGGACCGCACAGAUGACGAGCAGUUCAACGACGAGAAGACCUACCUGAUCAAACAGAUACGAGACCUGAAGAAACCCGCCUCCUAAAGCUUAGCCUAGCAAUGAUGUCAACCUCCACUUUUUACUGAGCAAAACAAAACAUACAAAUAUAUUAACAAUAAUAAUAAUAAUAUUAAUAACUCUAUUUAAAAUCUUGAAAAAAAACAUGUCUUUUUUCUUAGUUACUUAUCAAGCUUGCAAAAAGUCUAGUCCUCAAUCACAGAUGGUGUCAUAAUUCCUUUCAUGAAAGUACAUCCUUUUCCUCCUUAGUUUUGUGCCACAAUAGGAUGUUUUUGGAAAACUGUAAGGGGUGACUGGUUGAUUUUCCAGCUGGAGAGGGGGGAACCAAAGGGUUACAGCAUCCUGUUCCCGGGGGAAGAGCCAAGGGGAUGGACCGUAAGAGGAUGUCCUAUUACUGUGUCUGAGGUUAUCAGCAGCUCUGCUCCUAGGCCAGCCAUCUCUCACCUGUAGCACUCCUGAAGUCUGAGCUCUUCCCAAAGGCCCAGCUGGAAUGACCCAGAGUGGUCUGUCUUGUACAGUACAUUUGUAGAGGACCCAGAUAUUGUAGUUAGUUAACACGUAGGAACGGGAGGUUGCCCUCUCCACUUAUUUAUACAGCUUUGCGCUCUUUCUUUCUCACUCUUUCUCUCUCUCUCUCUCUCUGUUUCUGUCUUGUCUUGCUUUUGAGUUUGAGAGCUCACUUUUCCUAACUGCAUUCCUCCUCACGAUGUCUUCGGAUUUGUUUUCUUUCCACGUGUCACAGUAUUUGAAAGCUGCAGGCCUUUUGAUAAAAGCUUGGGUUUGAUCAAACACCAAAGGAUCACUGGCUGUCCCCAAGAGUUCAGAGAAGUCCGUGGGCUUCAGGCGCGAGUCCAAAAACUAUUAACCGUAAACAGGAAGGCGAAAAUGUGAAAUCUGUAAUAAUAUUUUAAUCAAGGUUUGUUUGAAAUAAUUAUUAAUCAGUAGGUUUGACUGAGAACUAGUGUUUUUAAUUUUUGAUCAUUAGUUCUUGAAUAUGAAAUGGGCAAUACUGCCAAUAUCUUGGUGUUUGUAGGAUUCAGUGCAACAUUUAUCGCUGUACAUUUUUAAAACUUUGUUUUGAAGUUCACUUUUUUUGUUAAACAGGGCUGUAUCUCAUAUUUUUUUUAUUGCCGUGGCUACCUGUUGGGUGUCCACCAGCUGCGUUUUUGUUGCCAUGGUCACUUGUCAGGGGUCCAUCUGCUGGCUUGUACGCUCUUGAGGGCUGGUGCCAUGAAAAGUGCACUACAAAGAUCUGAAGCACUUCCGGAAGUUUCUUUCUUCUGUUGCUGUGAGCGCGAGGGGGGGUGUUUUCAUGGCAGGCGUGUCUCACCAGUAGCCAUUAGUGAGCUUGUUUUUCUUUGAUCUCAUCCCGAUGUGCGUAGUGAAAGAUGAGAUGCGGCGUUAACUCCGAGGGUUGCUGAAAACACAUCAAAAGUUGAGGACACAGACGUUAAAACAGGUGCCUUUUGUUUUUGUGUGCUUCUUGUCCAGCUCAUUAUUUUGUAUUUAAAAAAAAAAAAAAUCAAGGGGGAGCUUAAUUCUCAUUAUUUUAUUAUUUUUAAAAUAUGGUCUGAUGGAACAUAUUUGUCUUAAUUAAGCAAUGAACCUCUUUAACUCACUAUAUUUGAGUUCUACUGUUGAUGAAGUACUUUACUUUCUCUUCUGUAAUUGCUGCAGUUUUUUGAUUGAGCUCAGCGGAGUAGGACUUGGAUUGAUCCUGUAGGGUAGGAGUCGAGGAGCUGUCCAACUUCUCGCCACGAUGAAAUUUGACUUGCCAAUGGUAGGGAAGGGGUGUGGGUGUGACGGGUUUUGUAUUACAGUGAACCAUACUCACAUGACCCAAUACGAAUUUGGAUUUAAGAAUAACUCUGAAGGUUGGUCUCUGGAUGAAGGAGUGGCAUCUGGUGGAUCUGUGGUGGUGAUGUGGAAACCUUUCCACAGUGUUCUGAAACCAGCUUGUUUUAACAUGCAGCCACUGUUUUGAUUGCCAAAUAUUUACCUUGAUAAAAAAAAAAUAUAUUUUGUUGGCAAAUACUGCUAUUGUAUUUACCAAGUUAUCACUUUCUUUGCAUAAUUUAUUGGCAUUCCACAGUCAGGAUGGUUCAGGUCCCUCAGUAUUGUACUGCUUGGUUUGAAAAAGGGUGAUGGGGGCUCACACUACCUUAGUCUGAGCCAGGAACAAGUGAAUUUAUUUUUUAUUUUUCUGACAAAAAAAAAAGUUCAACUAUGAGAACAAAAACCAAAAGUAAUCAGUUCAGAAUCUCCCAUAUCUACAAUGGAACUUCAUUUCAAGAUCACAUGGUUGCAUUUGUUUCCACUUUGAAAGAAAUUGUAAAACAUCACCAAUAAAGGAAACCCAAUGCAUCAAA
Messenger RNA from Alosa alosa (allis shad), 3594 nucleotides. RefSeq names its product calcium binding protein 39-like (gene cab39l). The transcript is spliced from 9 exons. Lineage: Eukaryota; Metazoa; Chordata; Actinopteri; Clupeiformes; Clupeidae. The record is from RefSeq and is a predicted model, not a curated record. The coding region runs from base 248 to 1252 and encodes 334 amino acids. Gene Ontology annotation, biological process: intracellular signal transduction. Gene Ontology annotation, molecular function: protein serine/threonine kinase activator activity.